UCGAGCUAUUUUUCGAGCAAAUUUAUGAGUGUGUCAUUUCAGUCGCCUUUUUUUCGCUGUGAAACGUUCUAAAAAUUGCACAAAUAUGUUUAUUAUUUAGUUUUGGUUGUGUAGUAAAGUGAACGCCGAGUUCCAGGCCAAUAUCUGGCCUUUUAGGAUAAUAAAAAAGUACAAUCCGUUCUCUAUCUGCCCAAAAAUCUUUAUACUGUUGUUGCUUUUGGCGUUGACGUCGCUGCCACCAACUAACAGCGCAUACAAGCUUCUACCACUGCCGCUGCCGACUACGUUGUCGCCACCGACGCUUUAUUAAAAAUAAAAGCAAACCAAUUGAUAUUCCAUUAACAUAUUAGAAAAUUGUGAUUAAACCAUAUGCAUAAAUGUCAAUUGCCUAAUACGUUAUGCAGUGAAACAGGUUAAUUGUGAGAAGUUUAGAUAAUAUAUGUGCCAACAGAAUCUGCUUCCUUGGGUUGCCCAUCAAAAAGCUAUAAGAACAAGCAGAUAUUAAAAUUUCGAUUCGUUCCAAUCCUCUAACGUUGGUGCACCUACAUAUGUACGUAUGUAUGUUUGUGCGGGUAGAAUCAUAAAAUUGCCAUGCUUCGCGUAGGAGAAGGUGGGAUUGCUGCAUCAGUGCUUUACUAAAGUCAACAAAUUUAGGCAUAACCAGCCUGGACAGCGUAAGUAUUUGCUUCAACUACUCAGCGAGAAAAAAGUCAAUUAUCGACGCCCACACCAAUCAAUUGACCCGAACUCAAACUUGCGUACUUCAAUUCGACACAGACGCUAUACAUCACACUGAGCUGGCUUUGAUACCAGCAGGCAACAUCAUUGCAGCGAAAACUGCCAUAGAACAAGUGCUCACCACUUCAGCAGCAACAUGUCGCAACAACCACUCAUUGUUCAAGCAGAGUAUUCGUUCAAGGGCGGCAAUAACGAUGAACUCUGCUUCAAGAAAGGCGACCUCAUCACAGUUACACAGCGGGAAGAGGGGGGUUGGUGGGAGGGCACACUCAACGAUAAGACUGGCUGGUUUCCCAGCAACUAUGUUAACGAAUACAAGGCACCCUUGCCGCUCACAGAAACGAUACGACCACCAGAGGAGAUACAGGAAUAUCGUUCGGUUGUGCUGAAAGAUCUACUCGACUCGGAGCAUGCACAUGUUGCCGAGAUACAAGGGCUAUUGGAGAAUUUUCUCGAACCAUUGCAACAGACGCAAAUACUCAAUGCUGAUGAGUACGCCCAGUUGAUGUGCAAUUUUGUAGAAGUUGUUAGAACACACGAAGAAUUGCUCAAACAGAUGGAAGAGUGCAAUGAUCGGGUUGGAAAGUUAUUUCUAACAAAAGCACCGCACAUGAAACAGGUGCAUCAGGCCUACUGUGCUGCCCACCCAAAGGCCAUUGUUAUACUCGACAAGCACAAAGAUGAAUUGGAAAAGUAUAUGGAGCGCCAAGGUGCCGCCUCACCUGGUCUUUUAGUCUUAACGACCGGUCUCUCGAAGCCUUUUCGUCGACUCGAUAAAUACUCGGCCAUGCUGCAGGAACUAGAGCGGCAUAUGGAGAGCAGUCACCCGGAUCGGGGAGACACCCAGCGAAGUGUUGCUGUUUACAAGGACAUUGCGGCGGCUUGCUCAGCAACGAGGCGACAAAAGGAAUUAGAGCUGCAGGUGUUAACAGGGCCAGUGCGAGGCUGGCAGGGUCAGGAGCUCAGUUCAUUAGGUGAUAUAAUACACAUGGGAAGUGUUGCUGUUGGACCUGACCACCGAGAUCGCUAUUUUGUGCUUUUUCCGCAAACUUUGCUGAUACUCAGUGUUAGCCAAAGAAUGAGUGCCUUUAUAUAUGAGGGAAAACUGCCACUAACUGGCAUUAUUGUGAAUCGCCUCGAGGAUAGCGAUACAGUGAAAAAUGCCUUUGAAAUAAGUGGCCCUUUAAUCGAGCGUAUUAUUGCAGUGUGUCAAGGCCCCAACGAGGCGAAUAGAUGGGUUGAGCUGUUAACAUCUGCGAAUCCCACAAUGCCUAUUGGCAUCAAACGUCAAUUGAGCAAUCUAAGCAAUGCAUCAAUGAGCUGUGGAAAUAGCGGACAUGCGCCCCAGCCACCACCACAUAUGUCUCCACCCGCGAACCUCAGCAUGCUGGCGGCGCAACGCACAAACUCCCAACAAGCCACAGCAGCAGCGGCGUCAAUGGCAACCUCUCUGUCGCAUCAGUCACAACACAAACGGAGCCUGUCGUUCAAUCAUCAUCUCAGCUACAAUCAAUACACGCACACUCAGCCUCCACCACCUCAUCAUCAUCUUCCACCACCGCAACAAAGUCUACCAAAUCAUCCGGUGGCGCCAAACCACAAAUCAAAUUUAGUCCCGACAUCGAGCAGUAUUUCAAAGAGCCAACACCAAGCGUCAGCGGCGGCAAGCAUGGCGGCAACCACAAGCGCAAGGAUAGGAAACACAAAAGCUAAUUGGAGCAUAAGAAAUCUGCGACCAGCACCACCAUUGCGUCCCAAUCUGCUCAAUGCAACGACGCAUAGUGGCAGCAGCGGCGGUACUAGUGGCAGUGGCAGCGCUAACGCGCUCGCCAGUUACUGCUGCGGUCGGCGGUUACAGCCAACUUUUGAAGAAGAUGUACUGGUUUUGAGAGUUUUUGAGGGCUAUUGUGCUGCCUUUCAGAAUACAGCGCGCAACACCAUACAUUCGGCCCUGCAACCAUGGACACCUUGCUUGCCGAUACGCGGCGGAAAGCUACAGACUAGCAAAACGUUUUCAUCUUCAAAUCCACAACUGCCACAUCUCUGCAAUACAGGCGUCCCAUUUCCGGGCAGCAGCGGCGCGACUAACCAACAAAACUCCACCAACAGCCUCAACUCUUCGUACAUUUGGCGCGAGGCUAGUCCAAACAAUUUUAAUCUAUAUUCCAGCUCGGUUUCAUCGUUAAAUGCUGCAACAACAGGAAUAGCUGGGAGCGUGAAUGCCGGCGGUUAUCGCUAUUCACUUUCCGGUUCCUCCACCGCUGGUGCGGGUCCUUCUAGUCUGCCCAUCUAUGAACGCGCACUGUCAGAGGAACGCGCAACGCGCAAGUCGCUCAAUCGUUUGAAGAGCGGCUUCGGUUCGGGAUAUGACAAUAUUUUCAUGACACCACUCUUGCCACGUAAAAAUAAACCAACACCAAAGCUGGUGAAAAAUAGCUACCAGACACACCAGCGUUCACCUCCACCAGCGCCAGCGUCCGCGUCCUCGGCGCGUAAUCGCAGCGAUUCGGAGCGUCUCGACUCAACGCCACUGACGAUAACCGAGCAGGGGCCGUCAACACAGCGCCAGCCACCGAAACAACAGCAACAACGUCCACCAGCGCCAGGACUAUACGAUCGCCGCUUAAAUCGCUCAUUCGAAACAACGGUUUCGCACCGAUACGCCGGCUAUGGUGGCGGUUACAUGAUGUCGGGUUAUGGCCAAGCCACAGGCUACAAGAUGACGACACUGCGUCGCAGCACACCGCACUUGGCCGGCGGGGAAGAUGUUGUUGAUGACGCGCGUGAUAGCGACGACGCGGAGCAUGAACAUCACGGCUGUGGCGCCGCAUUGCUGGGCAAUGGGAGCAACAUGACAAAUUGUAAGGCCGGUGGCGAUCACGGCACGGCUGGCAGCAGUGGAGAUGGCGAUAGUCAACGUCAUUCGGGCAGUUGGUGUUGCGGUAAUUUUGUGAUGAAACAAUGGCGCAAAAUGAAUAAUUAUUGAUUGUUAAGUGGCUGC
Molecule: messenger RNA, 3739 nt
Organism: Rhagoletis pomonella (apple maggot)
Lineage: Eukaryota; Metazoa; Arthropoda; Insecta; Diptera; Tephritidae
Gene: RtGEF
Product: rho guanine nucleotide exchange factor 7
Exons: 10
Coding region: 875-3724 (949 amino acids)
Molecular function (GO): protein binding; guanyl-nucleotide exchange factor activity
Source: RefSeq, a predicted model, not a curated record